This is a messenger RNA of Saccharomyces kudriavzevii IFO 1802, 618 nucleotides long. Its product is annotated as DUF4668 domain-containing protein. The record is from RefSeq and is a predicted model, not a curated record. The coding region runs from base 1 to 618 and encodes 205 amino acids. The transcript has a single exon. Lineage: Eukaryota; Fungi; Ascomycota; Saccharomycetes; Saccharomycetales; Saccharomycetaceae.
AUGGCCACUAUCAUCAAAAAUACCGGAGGGAAUGGAAGGUAUGUCUCCAUCAUUACUAAGAAUGAUAUCUCUUCAUCACUAGUCUUCAGAUUCACAACCAAAGUAACACGGUUGCUUUUUAUUUUGAAAAUGUUCCAACAUACGUUUCUGCCAUUUGGACUCUUUGUCGAGGAUUAUAAUGCAAACUGGAUUGUAGGAUAUUCAGCCAUUGUAUCCAUUUGGGGGUUUGCAGUGUGGAUGGAGAGAGCGUAUAGAAAUAAGAUGAACCAGCUGCUUUCGCAGUGCACGAAGAUAAAGUGCUCUCGUUGUGAUACAUGCAAGAAACAUCCUAAAUGGUUUAAAUGCAAGUAUGGGAUGUACUUCUUCUUGUUGUAUGUUUCUUUAACCUUUUCGAAUAUCCUAAUUCAAUUCAUUCUAAUAAAAGGAUCAUUGCGUAAAAGAGGAAUAUUUUAUAAGAUAGUAUCAUACGUCGCUGUUAUGCCAUUCCAAAUUACUUCCAUGAUAAUCCAUUUGAUGACGGCAUAUCUAUUUAAAGUCUAUUACUUACAUAAUGGUCACUCUAAAACAGAUGGCCAUUAUGUUGCAUAUGUAAAGAAGCCAGCGACCGAAAAAAAGUGA